AAAAAAAAAAAACAAAACCUAAAAAUUUUAUAAUCUCCCUACCUGUUCCAAACCAAGGGAAAUUAAUCAUCUGAAAACCCCUUUCACCAUUUCUCCAAAUCAUUAUCAAUUUCUUGAUUCGAGCCGAGGGGUUUUCUUCAUUUUAUUUUCUUCCUCCAAUAAUCCGUCGUCACAAUAUGACAAUAUAUUAUCAUAUGAUGAUUACCUGCAUUUUUGCAUUGCAUUGCUGAUUCCCCAUAUAUUGAUUCUGGUGUUCAAGAGUAGUUAGUUCAUAGAGGUAAUUAAUAAGAAGUUGAAAUAGGUGCCAAACUCAAGGCUAAGAUUAAGAAACUCAAGGCAAAGAUUCAGAAACUCAAGCACAUAUAUUCCAAGCUUAAGAAGAUGUUAGAGAAUGAGAAAGGCAGAGAAGAUUUAGAACAUCAUCAGAAUGAUAUCAGCAUUCAUCAUGGGGAUAAGGGCCCCACUCCCUCCUCCACCAAUGAUGAACAUGUAUCUGUGGCUCCUCCUCCCCAGAAAGAAGUUAGACAACCACCUUCAGAUAUGGACAUGAUGAAAGAAAGGUUUUCUAAGCUGCUUCUGGGGGAGGACAUGUCAGGAGGAGGGAAGGGUGUUUCAUCAGCUCUGGCCUUAUCAAAUGCCAUCACAAAUCUAGCUGCUUCUGUUUUUGGAGAACAAUCCAAGUUACAACCCAUGGCUCCAGACAGGAAGGCAAGGUGGAAGAAGGAAGUAGAUUGGCUAUUAUCUGUCACAGAUUACAUUGUUGAGCUUGUUCCUGCUGAACAAAAAGGAAAGGAUGGAAAAAUCAUGGAGAUAAUGGUGACACAAAAGAGAAGGGACCUUCUGAUGAACAUACCUGCACUAAAGAAGCUUGAUACCAUGCUCCUAGACUGCCUAGACAACUGCAAAGACCAGAACGAAUUCUGGUAUGUGUCGAAAGACGCGGAUGAGUCAGAGAAAGGUGUGCAGAAGAAUGCGAAAUGGUGGCUUCCCACAGUUAAGGUUCCGCCGAAUGGGCUGUCUGAAGCAUCCCGGAAAUGGCUGCAGUAUCAGAAGGACUGCGUCAAUCAAGUCCUCAAAGCUUCCAUGGCCAUCAAUGCACAGAUUUUGUCAGAGAUGGAGAUCCCAGAAAGCUACAUUGAAUCACUCCCAAAGAAUGGUAGAUCAAGUCUGGGGGAUUAUAUCUACAAGAGCAUAACAGUGGAGUUUUUCGACCCGGAACAAUUCCUGUCGACGAUGGACCUGUCAUCUGAGCACAAGAUUCUUGAUCUGAAGAACAAAAUAGAGGCGUCUAUAGUGAUCUGGAAGAGGAAGAUGAACCAGAAAGAGGUGAAGUCUUCGUGGUCUUCAGGUGUAAGUUUGGAGAAGAGAGAACAGUUUGAGGAGAGAGCAGAGACGAUCUUACUCCUCCUCAAGCAUCGUUUCCCAGGCCUCCCUCAAUCCUCCCUGGACAUCAGUAAAAUCCAGUACAACAAAGACGUGGGGCAUUCUUGCCUGGAGAGCUACUCGAGGGUACUAGAAAGCCUUGCCAACACAGUAAUGUCCCGCAUUGAGGAUGUCCUGUACGCUGAUUCUCUCACACAAGAGCCACCCCCCUCGGAAUGCGGCAACCCGGAUUCCUUAGAAGACGCGGCAGAAGACGCAGGGAUGGGGGACACCAACUCAAUGACAUUGCUUGAUUUCAUGGGCUGGAACCUCGAAUCAGGAGGCGGAGACGCAGAAACCAAGAACAACAAUUCCUUAGACUCCAACGAGGAAACUGACGACAAAUCUCCCAUGACAAAACCCCUAACCGCUAACUCAAAAAAGAUUUCCUACGUUGACAAGAUCGAAGGUGGCAUGGUUAGUCCCACAGCACGCCAUUAAAACAGAGAGCGGGAGAUCGAGAUAUCUCCCAAAGAAACAAUGAACUAAUGACUUAUUUGUAUGUAUGUAUAUGUAUAGUAUAGACAGGUUAACCGACCAAGUGUAAAUACUCCAAAACCCUUUUUAAGGAGUUAUUGGAUUAAUUAGUUAGUGAUUUAUUGUAACUGUUCGUUGGAGCUCCCAUACACAACCAUCGUGGAUAGGGAAGUUCAAAACACAUUAUUAUUAUUAAUUAUUGUUAUUGUUUAUUUAUUUAUUGUAUAUGAUUAAUUCAAGAAGACCUUUAUAUAUUCUUGGAUUUUAUAUAAUUCCCUUCAUUAA
Ipomoea triloba (trilobed morning glory) is the source of this 2184-nucleotide messenger RNA. Its product is annotated as rop guanine nucleotide exchange factor 12-like. Lineage: Eukaryota; Viridiplantae; Streptophyta; Magnoliopsida; Solanales; Convolvulaceae. The transcript is spliced from 7 exons. The record is from RefSeq and is a predicted model, not a curated record. Bases 382 to 1863 code for a protein of 493 amino acids. Gene Ontology annotation, molecular function: guanyl-nucleotide exchange factor activity.